This is a messenger RNA of Theobroma cacao (cacao), 1752 nucleotides long. RefSeq names its product Bestrophin-like protein. Gene Ontology annotation, molecular function: voltage-gated chloride channel activity. NCBI's taxonomy places the organism in Eukaryota, Viridiplantae, Streptophyta, Magnoliopsida, Malvales, Malvaceae. Gene Ontology annotation, biological process: regulation of photosynthesis, light reaction. The record is from RefSeq and is a predicted model, not a curated record.
UGUCAUCCUCCUUCACAAAAACUCACUUCUUUCUUACUUACCCACUCCCACCCUUCCGCACUUCCUCUUCCUACUCUUCUCCCUUGGAGCCCUAACAUAGUAAGAUGUCCAUCUGCUGCUUCGCUCUCCCUCCUAACCCUGACUCAUGGCUCAAUCUCCGAACCCUUCAAAGCUCUUCCUCUCUUCCAACUUUACCCCCAAACCCCUACUCAGGUUACACCCCAACUCCUCUCUUCUUACCAAACUCAAACAACCUCCAUCUUUCAAGAUCCUUUCCUCUCUUUCCCCACCACCACCGCCACCGAGCUCAAAGCCCACCCCGACUAAAACCCUGAAUCUUGUCUCCCUCCUCCGUGCUAUCCCGGACUGGGCUGAUCGCAUUCAAGAGCGUGGAAUGCAACAAAACCGUGCUCUUUACAACCAUGAAAAUUGGGUUUACCACAGAAGUUCACUACGUCAUCUUCGACAUUUACUUUCCAGUUUACAGUCACGUGUCAUCUUAUCACUGGUGCCACCUGUUUUAGCCUUUACUUCGGUGGCUGUGGUCAUUGCCGGAUACAACACUGCCGUGGAUUUGCAUUGGUUGCCUGGUUUUUUCCCAGUUCUGAGAGCUUCUUCGUUGCCUUAUCAGUUGACAGCGCCUGCAUUGGCUUUGCUGUUGGUGUUUAGGACUGAGGCCUCGUAUUCGAGGUUUGAAGAGGGUAGAAAGGCUUGGACUAAGGUGAUUGCUGGCACAAAUGAUUUUGCAAGGCAGGUCAUUGCCGGGGUUGAGAAUUCGGGUGAUGAGUGUAUGAAAAAUGCUCUCUUGCACUAUAUCAUGGCUUUUCCUGUUGCACUUAAGUGUCAUGUUAUGUAUGGCUCGGAUAUUGGCAGAGAUCUUCAAAAUUUGCUUGAAGGUGAUGAUUUAGCGGUGGUACUAAAUUCAAAGCAUCGGCCCCGCUGCAUAAUUGAGUUCAUUUCUCAAAGCCUUAAAGUGCUGAACUUAGAAGAAUCAAAGAGAACUAUGUUGGAGUCAAAGAUCUCAUGUUUCCAUGAAGGAAUUGGUGUAUGUGAACAACUCAUGGGUAUUCCCAUCCCUUUAUCAUACACUCGCUUAACAUCAAGGUUUUUGGUCCUCUGGCAUCUUACUCUUCCUAUCAUACUCUGGGAUGAUUGCCAUUGGAUAGUUGUUCCUGCAACUUUCAUAAGUGCUGCCUCUCUAUUCUGCAUAGAAGAAGUUGGUGUUCUUAUCGAGGAGCCAUUUCCGAUGUUAGCUCUUGAUGAGCUUUGCAGCGUGGUGCAGAACAACAUUUGUGAAGCAAUUGCAACAGAGAAGGUUAUUGAAGCAAGGUUAAAUGGAAAACGAAAGAGGCAUUCCUACAAGCAUUCACCUAAUGGUUGGCCCAAUACACAAUGAACAAGAAAUUUUCCUAAGGCAGUGCCUUUUGUGAAAUCCCAUUCAAGGCUAAAUAUCCCACACACCUCUGCAGCUUGGCAUGGUCUCUGCCUUUUUUGCCAACUUGAAUCUGGAUAUCAAAGUAUGGUUGAAUCCAUGCGUGCAAAUAUGUGUAACGAAAUGACAUUGUUAGGAUAUGUAUAUAUUUCAUAGCAGCCACUUUCCACAAAAUUUUCUUUUUCUCCCAAACAGACGUGUUUGGGAAAUAUCGAUUGCACGACUUUGCUGCAAUGAGAGUGAACCUGUAAAUUGGUUAAAAUCUUUAAGCCUAGAAAUGUCAGUAAAGGUAACUUGAGGAGUAAUUCUCCUGUUGGAUA